Penicillium argentinense is the source of this 2082-nucleotide messenger RNA. Its product is annotated as transketolase family protein. Gene Ontology annotation, biological process: pentose-phosphate shunt. The record is from RefSeq and is a predicted model, not a curated record. NCBI's taxonomy places the organism in Eukaryota, Fungi, Ascomycota, Eurotiomycetes, Eurotiales, Aspergillaceae. The transcript is spliced from 5 exons. Bases 1 to 2082 code for a protein of 693 amino acids. Gene Ontology annotation, cellular component: cytosol. Gene Ontology annotation, molecular function: transketolase activity.
AUGACUCAAGCCAACGGCGUCCAGAAGUCCCUACCAUCCGCACUGCCCUUGGUGCAGAAGCUUUCUAAGGACCAUGAUCUGGUUCUCAAGACCUUCCGUCUGCUCAUUGCCGACCUGUGCCAGCAGUUUAGCGGUGGCCACCCUGGUGGUGCCAUUGGCAUGGCGGCCAUUGGUGUGUCGUUGUGGAAGUACGCCAUGCGCUACGCCCCGCAUACCCCGGACUUUUUCAACCGGGAUCGCUUCAUUCUUUCCAACGGCCACACCUGUCUUUUCCAAUACAGCUUCCUGCACCUUACUGGUUACAAAGCCAUGACCCUUGACCAGCUCAAGUCCUACCACUCGGAUCGUGUUGAUGCGUUGUGUCCUGGCCACCCCGAGAUCGAACACGAGGGAAUCGAGGUCACGACCGGUCCGCUGGGUCAGGGAAUUGCCAACGCCGUCGGUUUGGCCAUGGCGACGAAGAACCUGGCUGCUACUUACAACCGCCCCGGGUUCGAUGUGGUCAACAACCACACCUGGUGCAUGAUUGGCGAUGCUUGCUUGCAGGAGGGGGUUGGACUUGAAGCCAUCUCUCUUGCUGGUCACUUCCGUCUGAACAACCUGACCGUCAUCUACGAUAACAACCAGAUCACCUGCGACGGAUCGGUCGACCUUACUAACACCGAGGAUGUGAAUGCUAAGAUGCGCGCCUGUGGCUGGGAUGUGAUUGAUGUCCAGGAUGGCUGCUUUGACAUCGAGGGCAUUGUGCGUGCUCUGGAGCAUGCUCGCGCCUCGACAGAGAAGCCCACCUUCAUCAACGUCCGCACCGUCAUUGGUCUGGACAGCGCUGUUGCGGGCACCGCCACUGCUCACGGUGCUGCCUUUGGUGUGAACAACGUUGCAGAGAUGAAGAAGCUCUAUGGAUUCAACCCCGAGGAGCACUUCGUCAUCGGCGACACUGUGCGCCAGUUUUUCCAGGAUCUCCCCGCCCGUGGUGAGCAAUGGGUGCAGGAGUGGAAUCAACUUGUCAGCGACUACACGGCUCAGAACCCCGAACUCGGCGCCGAGUUCCAGGCUCGUGUGCAUGGCGAUCUGCCCUCCGACUGGAAACAGCACAUUCCCACUUCUUUCCCUGAGAAGGCCACUGCCUCUCGUGCAUCCUCCGGCCUUGUAUUCAACCCUAUCGCUAAAGAAGUCAAGAGCUUCAUUGUGGGAACGGCCGAUCUGUCCCCGUCUGUGAACAUGAUCUGGCCUGGCAAGGUGGACUUCCAGCAUCCUGAUCUGCGCACCACUUGCAACAUCAACGGCAAUUACUCUGGCCGCUAUAUCCACUACGGUGUCCGUGAGCAUGCGAUGGCCGCCAUCUCCAACGGCUUGGCCGCAUAUGCGCCUAACACCAUUGUCCCUGUGACGUCUUCUUUCUUCAUGUUCUAUCUGUACGCUGCUCCCGCUGUCCGCAUGGGUGCCCUGCAGCAUCUCCAGAUUAUCCACGUUGCCACCCACGACUCCAUUGGCAUGGGUGAGGAUGGUCCCACUCACCAGCCCAUUGAGCUGGCCGCUCUGUACCGCGCCAUGCCCAACUUGCUUUACAUCCGUCCCGGUGAUAGCGAGGAAACUGCGGGUGCCUGGAUCGCUGCUAUUGAGGCCAAGAAGACCCCGAGUAUCAUCUCGACUUCCCGCCAGGGCCUUCCGCAGCUCUCGCAGACACACGAGUCCGCCGUUGUGACCCUGAUUGGUGUGGGAGCCGAGCUCUCGUUUGCUCUGGAGGUGGCCGCGAAGCUCAAGGCCCAGGGCAUUGCGUCGCGCGUGAUCAGUUUCCCUUGCCAGCGCUUGUUUGAACAGCAGUCGCUCGAGUAUAAGCGCGACGUUCUGCGCCGUCACCGCGGUAUCCCUGCCGUGGUGAUCGAGCCUUAUGCCCCCAAUGGCUGGGAGCGCUAUGCGGAUGCCGGUAUCUGCAUUAAGCGCUUCGGUCACAGUCUGCCCGGCAAGGCGGCCUACAAGUUCUUUGGUUACGAGAUCAACGCUUUGACGACUAAGGUGGCGGGCUACCUGAGCCAGCUCAAGGGCGAUGAGCUCCUCUGCCACGAGUUCGUGGAGCUGUGA